UUAAAAAUAACUUAAAAAUUACAUAAAAGACAUAAGUUUUUUUUCACCCACAAACCAAAUCGGAUUUACAAUCCAAUUUCUAUUUUCUUGAAUUUAUUUUUUGGCAAGAACUCUCUCCUUUUCACGAUGUGUACUCCCUUCUGUUCAUGAAAAACUAGGGUUACGAAACAAAACAUCGAUCUCAAAUUUCUUUUCUAUCAUCUUUUCUUUUCACAAUUAUGGUGAAGAUAAUGAGACAUAAGAAAAAAAAAUAUUUGUCCGAGAUACUCAAAACAAACAAGGUUCGGAUCGGGCUGUCAGCCUGUCACCUCCACACAUGUUAGAUCAGAGGAACAACUAACAAAUGAAGAAGAUGUGGAGCUCGAAGAUGAGAGGUGUCACUCCCUCCAGUUGGUGAUGGAGAUGGUGAGGACAAAGUCGAAUGAAGUGAAAAAGAAGAUGAGGUCGAAUCUCAGUCUCCACCUCCGACUGGUAAUGUUGAGGGAGAUGAUGAGAAGGUCGGAACUAGCAAAGAAGAAGAAGAGAGCAAGGAAGAUAGCGAGGGAGAUGGCGAAGAAGAAGGAAAUACGGACGCCAAUUCAAAAACCGACUCACGCGACUCCGUCGACAAAAUGGAUUCUGAUGAUGAACCGAUAUCAUUACAACCUAUGGGAAUGUACUUCCUGUCGGCAAAGUAUAACAAGAAAAUUAAGGUAUCUACGAGAUGUCACAUCAAGGAAGUUUUGACAAUGAUGGAUAAGUUGAAGCAUCCACUGACCAAUGUUGAGAGGAAUUGGUUUGAGAACCAUCCACAGUUCAAACACAUUUGGCACUUGCCAAGAGACAAAAACCACAAGGUUAAGGGCAUGUGGAUGCUCCUUCUCCGAACGACAUUCGUUGAAAAGAAAAGGGAAGUUUGGUUAAUUGUAAAUGGUUUUCUCAUCCAUUACGGUAUCAAUGAACACGCCUUCAUAUCGAGAUUUAACUGCCGCACCUAUCCAAUUGACUAUUUAAAAUCUGGAAGUAAGACCUUUGUGAAUAGGUACUUUAUGUCUAAGGUUACUUGUGAAGAGGUGAGGGAAAAAUUGAAGGACAUGGUACCAGCAGAACGGGUCUCGAGAUAAGUUGAAGAUGGCUAUCCUACACUUCUUAUCUAGCAUUGUUAGAGCCAGAUAUGAGAUAAAACUUCAGAAAUUGAUGAUUUUUUGCAAAAUGCGGUUAAUGAUCUAAAUUUUUGUAAGAUGUUUCUUUACGGGAGAUAUUCCUUUGAUUACAUGCUCUUAUCAAUCGCUCACACAAUGAAUCAUUUUAACAGGACCGUCACAGAGGGUGUAGUAUAGCCGGUUGCAGAGUUAUGUAUUCCUUUGAAACUUUUACCAUUUGAAGCAAUUCUAUAGUUGUGCAUUAAAUUCAUAUACGAUUAUCCAGACGCAUACGUUAAUUGUACAUGGAUGUGCAAGAGAAAUUUCACGAAAUGAGAGGGUUUCCUCUUUCGAAAAUAAAUGAUGAACUUGGUACAACUGAGGUUAUUGAUAGUAUCCUAGUACCUAUAGAUGAUAACGAAAAGUCUCUUCUUCAAAGAAUCACUGAAAAGGAUGACAUGGAUGAUACAUAUGAUAUUGUUAAUCAUAUUCAUAAAGGAUAUAAUGUUAGGUUUGAAGACAUGUUCAAUGAAGAUGUUCAGUCCCGAGGAGGAGGAGGAGUAAGAGGGGAAUCUGAGAAUAUGAACGAGGAAGUAGCUGCUAUUGAAGGACCGGGAAACCCUAGUGUAGCUGAUCUGGUGGAUCUUGUAAACAACUUCACCACAAAAGGCUUUCUAUCACUGUCAAUGAUAUUGUACUCAAGUUCGAAAGUGUUAAGCGUCGUCACCUUUAGUUUCUCAGCAACUGACCAUAAAUCGGCAAGUAACUCUUUGCUAAAUGCACCAAUUUAUUUACAAUCGAUCCAGACAUGGCGUCUUCGAGAUGUUCAUUGAACCAUUUAGAGAUUUUUAAGGAUAGCAUGAAGCAUGGGUAUUAAGGAGUACCUCCUUGCGUCUUUAAAUACAUCAUUUAACGAUUUUAUACAGUUGCUUGUAUCUAGAUUGUAUCUUUCUCCUGGAAAAAUACAUCGCGCCCAUUUUUCUA
This is a messenger RNA of Camelina sativa (false flax), 2105 nucleotides long. Lineage: Eukaryota; Viridiplantae; Streptophyta; Magnoliopsida; Brassicales; Brassicaceae. The record is from RefSeq and is a predicted model, not a curated record.